Messenger RNA from Necator americanus (New World hookworm), 2868 nucleotides. RefSeq lists its product as uncharacterized. The transcript has 29 exons. The record is from RefSeq and is a predicted model, not a curated record. Gene Ontology annotation, cellular component: nucleolus; nucleoplasm. NCBI's taxonomy places the organism in Eukaryota, Metazoa, Nematoda, Chromadorea, Rhabditida, Ancylostomatidae. Bases 1 to 2868 code for a protein of 955 amino acids.
AUGUCUUCCGACAUAUAUGCUGAGUGCGUAUUAUACAAUGAAAUACUUAAAAGAAACCCAAGGUCAAUCAAGGAUAUGUUUAGUGCAACGAAGAUUGCCGAGAUCAAGAAAUUUAUAAACAACAACGAGGACAUUCCGGCUCUGAGAGCAUGUGCUGACUCAUAUUUGACCUCACGAAAGCGUCCCGCUCCGACUACUACUGGGCCAGCAGCCAAGAAAAAAGCCCCUUCACAGGAUAGUUCGGAUGAUUCCUCCGAUGAUGAGCCCACGAAUAAAAAAGCUACGGUGCCUAACGGCAAACCGCUUAUUAAUGGAUUAAAACGUCCGGCUGAAUCCUCGGAUUCAUCAUCAUCAUCCGACUCAGAAACAGCAAAAACUCCGUCUGGAAAGUCUUUACCUAAGAAGGUUCCCAAUAAGGCCGAUGUCAAUCUAAAAUUGAAGAAAGCAGCUUCAUCUUCUAGCUCCGAUUCAGACGAAGAGCCUCAAGCGAAGAAAACACCAUUGAAACCAGCAGCAAAAGUCAGUUCAGCGGCGUCUACUAAGAAGGCUUCCUCAUCUUCAAGUGACUCGGAUUCGGAUGAUGAUGAUGAUGACACAACGUCGUCGAAGAAGAUGUCAAAGAAAAUCGUACCGAAGAAAACAGUUGCUGCGCCUCCUGCAAAAAAGCCUGACUCAUCUUCAAGUGAUUCUGACUCCGAGGAUGAACUUCCUGCUAAUAAGGUCGCAGCUAAGUCGACAGUCGUGAAAUCAACUGCAGCGGUACCUGCGCCGAAGAAGGCUGAGAGCUCUUCUAGCGAUUCUGACGAUUCUGAUGUUAAAGCUCCCACUAAGAAAACACCCCUAAAACCGGUUGCCAAGCCAACAGUUCCAGUUUCGAAGAAAGAAUCUUCAUCUAGCAGUGACGAUUCGGAUGAUGAUACUCAAAUCAAGAAAACACCUGCGAAGCCUGUUACUAAAACCACAACACCAUCUGCCAAGAAAGCAGCUUCUUCUUCUUCAAGCGAUUCGGACUCAGACAACAAGGCUGCAGCGAAGAAAACGCCUGCCAAGCCUCCUGCGAAGGCAACUCCGACUGUGGCGAAGAAAGCUUCGUCUUCUAGCAGUUCUGAUUCCGAUGACGAAACUCCAGCGAAAAAAACAGUUACCAAGCUUCCUACAAAACCAACGCCUGUUGCGACGAAGAAGGCAUCGUCUUCUAGCAGUUCUGAUUCUGAGGAUGAGGUACCAGUGAAAAAAACACCUGCCAAGCCUCCUGUAAAAACAACACCGGCUACAGCGAAAAAGGCUUCUUCGAGCAGUUCUGAUUCUGAUUCCGAGGAUGAGGCUCCUGUGAAGAAAACACCUGCCAAGCCCCCUGCAAAAACACUGCCAGUAUCAGUGAAGAAAGCUUCGUCUUCUAGCAGUUCUGAUUCUGAAGAUGAGGUUCCAGCAAAAAAAACACCCGCUAAGCCUCCUAUAAAAGCCACACCGGCUGCAGUGAAGAAGGCUUCGUCUUCAAGCAGUUCUGAUUCCGAGGAUGAGGCUCCAGCGAAAAAAACACCUGCCAAAUCUGCUGCUAUGAAAACAACACCGGUUGCAACGAAGAAAGCUUCAUCUUCUAGCAGUUCUGAUUCAGAGGAUGAGGCUCCAGUGAAGAAAACACCUGCCAAGCCUCCAAUGAAAACAACACCGGCUGCAGCGAAGAAGGCUUCGUCUUCGAGCAGUUCUGAUUCCGAGGAUGAGGCUCCAGUAAAGAAAACACCUACCAAGCCUCCUGUGAAAACACCUCCGGCUGCAGCAAAGAAGGAUACGUCUUCGAGCAGUUCUGAUUCUGAGGAUGACAUUCCAGUGAAGAAAACACCCGCCAAGCCUCCUGUGAAAACAACACCAGCUGCAGCGAAGAAAGCUUCUUCUUCGAGCAGCUCUGAUUCCGAAGAUGAGGCUCCAGCAAAGAAAACACCAGCCAAGCCUCCUGUGAAAACAACACCAGCUGCAGCGAAGAAAGCUUCUUCUUCGAGCAGCUCUGAUUCCGAAGAUGAGGUUCCAGUAAAGAAAACACCUACCAAGCCUCCUGUGAAAACACCGCCAGUAUCUGCGAAGAAGGAUUCGUCAUCUAGCAGUUCUGAUUCUGAGGAUGAGGCUCCAGUAAAAAAAACACCCGCUAAGCCUCCUGUGAAAACAACAUCGGCUUCAGCGAAGAAGGCUUCGUCUUCGGACAGUUCUGAUUCCGAGGAUGAGGCUCCUGUGAAGAAAACACCUGCCAAGCCUCCUGCGAAGGCAACUCCGACUGUGGCUAAGAAGGAUUCGUCUUCUGACAGUUCUGAUUCCGAUGAUGACGCUCCAGCUAAAAAAACACCUGCCAAACCUACUCUGAAAACAACACCGGUUACAGCGAAGAAGGCGUCGUCUUCUAGCAGUUCUGAUUCCGAGGAGGAGGCUCCAGUGAAGAAAACGCCUCUGAAGCCCACCACACCUGUCUCAAAAGAGAAGAAAUCGUCGUCAAGCAGUUCGAGUUCCGAUGAUGACGCAUCGGCCAAGAAAACUUCUGCUGGAUUGACACCACAAGGCCCAAAAACACAGGACAAGCAACUCAAAAAGCAAGAUCAAGAAAACGCAAAGAAGCCAAAUGGCACACCAAGAUCAUUCCCGAGGAAAUCUAACGAACCUUUUCGACGAGUGACUCUCACAAAGGAUGCCUUACCGGAGAAAUUCAAGGAUAAUUCGUUCGAUGGAUCCUACGAUCAGUGGGGUGCAAAAGCGCAUGAAGCACUAAGCAGAGUGCAAGGAAAAGGUUUUCGUCAUGAGAAGACUAAAAAGAAGAAGGGAAGCUACGGUGGAGGACCAAUAAGUACCGCUGUGAACUCUAUAAAAUUCUCGGAUAGUGAAUGA